GGGAGCGAGAAUGCCAAGCGGGAGACCGGUGGUCGACAGUUUCAUCCUGUCAGGUCCCACUCAACCGGGUCCUGAAAGAAAGUGUGGUCGAGAUCCCGAGCCCAAGACUCGAGCUGGUCGACCCGAUACUCGUCAAGAGCAGUGAACGCAUGAUCCAAGAGCAUGCAGUGGAAAGGCGCCACAUCCCAGCGCCCCAGCACCCAGGACCGGACUGGGAGCUGGGCGUCAUUGCUUGAAUCACCGCGGGUUGCCCUUGGCCGGUGGGUCAGGCUGGUCAGGCUCAAGGCAACGAUGAAUGCUCUGACGAUGCCGCACGACACGACGUUCGCCGUACCGCCGUCCCUCAGCAGAUUGGGCGGCGGCGGUCCCAUCUGGCCAGCUGGCCAUCUGCCCAUCUGCCCAUCUGCCCAUUGCCACCCAAUCUGGGGGGUCGGUCCAGGGUCCAACCCAACCAAAAUGGGCGCAGAUCAUCUCUUGUCGCGGCCCGUCGCGCCGUCGCGCCUGUUCCCCUCGAUCCCUCGCCUCUUUCGCCACUCCUGCCGCUCCUGCCCCGAGCCCCUUUCGGCCCAACGGUCAACGGGCCUACCGCGUGCGGCCUCUGCAGCUUCGCAGCGCGCUUGGCCUUGCCUUGGCCUCGAUAGCUUCACAACUGCGCUUCGCCGCGGCUCUGCCAAUGCGCGGCAAGGCCCAUCUGAAGCUUGGAGCAAGGAGCAAGGGACGUGAGUCCCAUGGGAUCCAUGGAUUCAAGGGACAGAACGAGAACUGCCAGUUCUCCUCUACUCGCAUCCUCAACCUCUUCACCAUGAUUCUCUAGUUCUCCAAUGGAUCCAAUCCCGACCAACUCUUUCCUGCUCCUGGCGCUCCACCAUCUUGCGCCGCUCUUCCCCACCUUGGUCACCUUUACCCGCUGUAUGCAUUCGUGUUCAUCGCUG
Messenger RNA from Cutaneotrichosporon oleaginosum, 932 nucleotides. RefSeq lists its product as uncharacterized. Lineage: Eukaryota; Fungi; Basidiomycota; Tremellomycetes; Trichosporonales; Trichosporonaceae. The record is from RefSeq and is a predicted model, not a curated record.